GCGCCUCAAAUUCGUGACACGAGCGUGACGAACGCGGAGUGAGUGCGUACUGAAAAUAAACAGAGAGUAGUGGUGUGGUGACAAGAGCGCGGGUCGAACGAUGGCUUCGCCAAACAAGAAAGCCAAGGAAUUAGAGGAUCCAGGUUCGGGGGAGGGUGUUGAAUCACGCGAUUAUGAUAUUGAAAUACAAAAGACACUCGAAGAGAUUGACGGGUGUCAGAAUCAAAUCGAUGGCCUCAAUGAGAAAGCCAGCGAUGAAAUCCUCGAAGUCGAGAAGAAGUAUAAUAAGUUGCGUAAGCCCUAUUUCCAGAAACGGAAUGACAUUAUUAAGAGGAUACCCAAUUUUUGGGUUACUGCUUUUGUAAACAAUAAAGAAAUAGCAGAAAUAUUGGAAGAAGAUGAGGAAGAUGCUCUACGAUUCUUAAACAAAUUAGAAGUUGAAGAAUUUGAAGAUAUUAAAUCUGGCUAUAGAAUUAAUUUUCAUUUUGAUGAAAAUCCAUAUUUUGAAAAUGAUGUCCUUACAAAAGAAUUUCAUUUAGGUUCUUCUGGAGAUCCAGCAUCUCAAAGUACACCUAUACGUUGGAAAGAAGGUGCAGAUUUAACAAAAAGAGCUAAAACCAAAGCCCCAUUAAAAGGUCGUAAAAGGCCAUUAAAGCACAGGUCAUUUUUUGACUGGUUUACGGAUCAUGGAGAUCCAAGUUCAGAUGAAAUAGCAGAGUUGAUUAAAGAUGACAUGUGGCCUAAUCCAUUACAGUAUUAUUUAGCACCAGAUAUGGAUGUUGAAAAUGGUAUUGAAGGAGAUGGCGAAGAUUGCGAUACAGAAGAGGAAGAAGAAGAAGAAGAUGGUGGAGCAGAUGAUGGUGAUGAAGCAGGUGAAGCUGAAGAAGGAGAUGAUAGCAUAGUCGUUGUCGAAGAUGAUGUAGAUGAAGAUGAUGAGGAAGAAGAGGCUGUGAAUGAUGAAGAAGAUGGAGUAAAUGAAGAGGAUGAUUUAUUGGUAGAUGAUGAAGUAGAUCGUGAAGAUGGUGAAGGAGAAGAACCAGAAUAGAAUUUAAAGUUAGUUUUUCACAACAUUGGUUACAGUCACAGACACUAAAGAAGAAUCGCUGAAAAUACACAUCAGAUUGAUUGAAAAUAAAUAAAGUUUGCAGGACUGAAAAUAUUGAGCCAUAUGAAUAAACCUCAGGACAAUUUUGAGAAAUUAAAGUAGCAACCAGAAUUUAGCAGACCUAAUCUUUUUUGGCACAAAAGGAAAUUGUGUGUAUAAAAGUACAAUAUUUGUUCGAUUGUGCUAAAAUAAAUAAAAGAGAAGAUGGUCUGAGAUAAAUUAGAUAGAUUUCACACUGCACUUUGUUGUAAAAUUGUGCCGAAAUACAAUACGAAUUCCUUAGUUAUAUUCAUAUGGCCUAGUCAUCUUCUAUAUAGUAGAUAUACAAUAAAGAACACCUGCUCAACUUCAUCGUGAUAAGAUUACAUUAAGAAAAAAAUAAAUUAUAAGAUAUAACGAGAUAAUGGACAGGUGUUCUUUUCAUUUUGUUUUGUCACGAAAAUUUAUUCCAUCGCAUUACUUCCGGAACGAGGUAUUUCAAGUUUCUUGAGAGUGACAGUACAUUUCAUAUAGUUACAUGUUCAAAUACAUAGUAUUUGUCGUAAAGAAAUAUAAUUUUGUCAAAUAAUUAAAUCAUAUAUCUAUAAAAAUUUGUAUAGUUUAUUAUACUAUAUAUUUAUAAAUUAUUCAUUUGCAGUUAUAAUUUCAAUAUUUUAGAAACAUAAUCAUAAACGUACAAAAAAUGAAAAUAAUUUUACAUAUUUUCAAUAAUUUAUUUUAAAUAUCAAUUGGAAACAUAUCGCAAAACAUAGUAAUAUGUAUAAAGAUGUAUAAAAAUAUAUACAUAAUUCAUGUCUUUUUUAUAACUUAAUUAUAAUUAUAUUAUGUACAUGAUGCAACAUCACAAAUUUGUAUUUUUUGAAAAUAUAAAACACUUUUGUAAGGUUAUCUUUCAUUAUAUUAUUUUUAUUAAAUAUUUAUAUAUUUUCAUUUCAUAUUAAUAAUAUAUUGAUAAUAACAUGAUGAUAAAAAAUGUGUUUCUUUUUAUUUAUUUUUUUUUGUUUUUAAAUUUUUUAAAAAUAUUUUUUUUAUUAGUGAUGCUGCAUAAUAUAAUAAGAUCUAUUCUAUUAUAUUAAGUUACGUUAAAAAUGCAAUUAAACUAAAUCCGGUGCAAUGCAUUCGGUAGGUAUAGAAAAGAAUUAUUAUACUAAUAAAUCUUAUUUCUCUUAAUUAAUUUAAUAUAUUUACUAAUAUUAUACUACAUCUAAUAUCCUAUUUGAGUAAAAAUUGAUACUUGUCACACUCAAAAUGAAAAUCAAUUCACGAAAUUCACCUCGUUCUUAUUCUUCCAGAUUUUACAUCGUAAACUUUCCACUUUCGCGAUAAGAAAAUAUAUCGCAAACGUUUUUCAUAAACGUAAUUUCAAUAUGUACUUUUAAUUCUAACAGCACCUUUAUAGAUUACUGUUACACGCCAAAGGUGAAGUUAGAAUCAGGAGUAAUCAUAACUCUGUUAUAUCUCUCGCGAUGUGCCAACUAAGAACACAUUGCGAUCGAUUUUAGAGAUUUCGGUGCAAAUAAAGGUUCUAUUGAAAGAUUUGAUUAGCGUUUCCUUUGGAGUCUAGGAAAAAUCAAAUAAUUACAACGCUCAAAAUAGAUAACAAUUAUAUCUGAUUUAAUUACUCAAAACUAUCCAAGGAACAUGUUUUUAAAUGAAACUGUUUGUUAGGUCUUGGAUAAAAUAUUUUCGAAUUAAGGAACGAUCUUUGGAUUAACAUAAAAUUAUUAUGAUAUUAAAAAUCUCUUAGAGUAAGAUUCCUAUUUUUCUACUGAAUAUUUAAAGGUUAGCAAAUUAAGCAAUUAUUUGAUUCCUCCUAGAAAACGACAAGGUACGCUCAUCUACGAGCUAUUCUCUCAUUAUAAUCACCAAUGUCCUGAAGUGAAAUAUUCAAUGUUAAUAAAAAUUUGCGUUAAUGUGACGUAUUAGUCCUGCGUCGAGUUGGCAUAUGGUCGCACAAAGGACACUUGUGUCCAAGUAUGAAUCAGAUGGAAAUAUACAACAACUGGGUGUAAGAAUUUUUCGAAUCAAUCGACGUAUUCGUGUCACGCAAUCAUACAGUAAAUGAACAAAAUAAAGUUGUCAGUUUGAGAUAGGAA
Messenger RNA from Apis mellifera (honey bee), 3201 nucleotides. It is a transcript of the gene Set, whose product is annotated as protein SET. The record is from RefSeq and is a predicted model, not a curated record. Gene Ontology annotation, biological process: nucleosome assembly. Lineage: Eukaryota; Metazoa; Arthropoda; Insecta; Hymenoptera; Apidae. The transcript is spliced from 5 exons. Gene Ontology annotation, molecular function: histone binding; chromatin binding. The coding region runs from base 101 to 1045 and encodes 314 amino acids. Gene Ontology annotation, cellular component: nucleus; chromatin.